Macrobrachium nipponense is the source of this 1096-nucleotide messenger RNA. Its product is annotated as mitochondrial transcription rescue factor 1-like. Lineage: Eukaryota; Metazoa; Arthropoda; Malacostraca; Decapoda; Palaemonidae. The record is from RefSeq and is a predicted model, not a curated record. The transcript has 4 exons. Gene Ontology annotation, molecular function: RNA binding. The coding region runs from base 69 to 779 and encodes 236 amino acids. Gene Ontology annotation, cellular component: mitochondrion. Gene Ontology annotation, biological process: regulation of mitochondrial transcription.
AAUACUACUAAAAUAAACCCGAAGCCCUAUUUAACACAAUACCUUUGCAAACACACUGUGUUCUAAUUAUGGUAUUUCAGUCAUUUCUGUCCAGACACUUAAGAGCUUGGGUAUGCACAGAGUUAAGACAUAUAAACCACAGACCUUCCAUUCUGCCCUGUCAGUAUGGACGAAAUCCUUUCACUAACUCCUCGAGAGAAGGUAGAACCCCCAACGUUCAAGUGAACAAGCAGUUAUGGACCGUCACGAGACCUAUUUACUCAAGUGAAUUGAUGUUACAGAAACAAUUGCAGUUGUUAUCGCCUUGUGUCUCAAUAUCUCGAGGAAAAAAAUCUCGAGGUAAAACGAAGAGGGGAAAAGAAGAGGUGCUUUCAGAUGAUGAUGAUGAUAAUGAUGACGACGAAGAAGACUGGGUGGAAGAAAGUGGCUUAGGUUAUAAGGACAUCAAAGUCAGAGUUCCCUCCUUGAGACUGGAUUCUGUUUUGAAGUCAGGACUCAAUAUGUCUCGCAAUAAAGUAGAGAAUGCGUUUUAUAGCAGUAGAUUGCGAGUGAAUGAGAACAAGAUCCUGAAGAAAAGUAAACAGCUGGAGGAAGGUGAUGAAGUAGACCUUAUCAAAGGAAUUUCAAAGAGCAAUCCAGAAAUGAUCAAUGUUGCUCGUUUAGUUAUCUUAAGGGUGGGUGAAUAUAAUGAGGAAACAGACAAACUAACUGUAAUGCUCCGCAGAUAUCAAAAUUUGCUUAUAAGAAAAUAUGAAGAUUAUAAAAUUGGCGAAGAAUAAACUCACGUAGGCAGCCUCACAGUUGUAUAAAAGAUAUUAAAAAUGAGUUUUACACUAUUUUAUUGUGAUUUUUUGGCUGCAUUGUGAGUUUCUUGUAAAGAUAAGGAUUUACUAGAUUUUCUCAAUAACAGCUUGACAGUUAUUUAUAGAAAUCUUGGUCUUUGCUGCUUAUACCAACACAGUAUGUUAUUUUGAUAUUUUAAUUUAUAUGUAUGUACUAGCAGCUAGUGGCAUUUUAUUUAAAAGAUUAAGUGCCUUUUCAGUGUGAAUGGUAUUGCAUUGUAAAUAUUGGUAAUAAAAGAUGCAGCAAAACUGUA